Messenger RNA from Morus notabilis, 2675 nucleotides. Its product is annotated as phosphate transporter PHO1. Gene Ontology annotation, biological process: phosphate ion transport; cellular response to phosphate starvation. Gene Ontology annotation, molecular function: inositol hexakisphosphate binding. Lineage: Eukaryota; Viridiplantae; Streptophyta; Magnoliopsida; Rosales; Moraceae. The coding region runs from base 60 to 2447 and encodes 795 amino acids. The record is from RefSeq and is a predicted model, not a curated record. Gene Ontology annotation, cellular component: Golgi apparatus; plasma membrane; cytoplasm. The transcript has 15 exons.
UCUCUCUUUCUUCACUUUCUCAAUUUUCCUUCAAAACAAGAGGAAAAAAAAAAGGAAAAAUGGUGAAGUUCUCAAAGGAGCUAGAAGCUCAGCUAAUACCGGAAUGGAAAGAUGCCUUUGUGAACUACUGGCAACUGAAGAAGCAAAUAAAGAAGAUUAAGCUUUCGAGAAUUCCUAAACAACCUCAUCAUAAUCAUGAUAUUCCUCAAGACACCAAUGUUGUCGGAGACUUUGGCCGUUCCAUUUUCGACCCAGUUCGCUUCACCGCGAAGAAACUCUUCUCCGACAAGCUCUUCGAUUCUGAUCAUCACAACAAAGCUGAGCUUAUUCAGGUUAAGCGUAAAAUCAUGGAGAACGGUGAAGAAGAAGAGAUUUAUGAAACUGAGCUAGCUCAGUUAUUCUCUGUAGAAGAUGAGGUCACGAUUUUCUUUGAGAGAUUGGAUGAAGAGCUUAACAAGGUAAACCAAUUUUAUCGUACAAAAGAGGGAGAGUUUCUGGAGAGAGGGGAGAUUUUGAACAAGCAACUUCAGAUCUUGCUUGACCUUAAACAAAUUCUCAAGGACCGAAGAUGGAAGAAUUCUCCAUCAAAGCUCAACUCUUCUGCUAGUGUUCCUUCUUCAUGGGCAUCUUCUCCUCGGAGCUCUGAUUACACCGAGAGCGCAAAUGAUGAUGAGUUGAACAAGGAGACUCCAAUGGAGAGUUCUGAGACAGACGAGGCAAUUGCGGCACUGGAAAGAAAUGGAUUGAAUGUCUUAAACGCAGAAUUGAGAACAAAAAGUAAGAAAGGGAAGCCUAAAAUGGCUAUGAGAAUAGACAUUCCGGCAACAACGCCAACUCGAACAAUCUCAGCGGUCACUUCGGCGCUUUGGGAAGAUUUGGUUAACAAUCCCAGAAAGGAAGGCCAUGGAGAGUACAUUAACAGGAAGAAGAUCCAGUGUGCUGAGAAAAUGAUUAGAGGAGCUUUCGUUGAGCUCUAUAGAGGCCUUGGUUUGCUCAAGAAUUACAGCUCACUGAAUAUGGUCGCUUUUGUAAAGAUUCUUAAGAAAUUUGACAAGGUAUCAAACCAACAGGCUUCAGCAAAUUAUCUCAAAGCGGUCAAGAGAUCAUAUUUCAUUAGUUCCGAUAAGGUUGUUAGACUAAUGGACGAAGUGGAGUCCAUAUUCAUAAAGCACUUUGCCAAUAACGACAGGAAAAAGGCCAUGAAGUUUUUGAGGCCCCAACAGCAAAAAGAUUCUCACAUGGUCACUUUCUUUGUUGGUUUGUUCACGGGUUGUUUUGUGUCAUUGUUUAGUGUAUACGCAAUAUUGGCUCAUCUGUCCGGCAUUUUUUCCCCCACCACAGAAACUGCUUACAUGGAUACCGUCUACCCUGUUUUCAGCGUGUUUGCAUUGCUAAGCUUGCACUUAUUCAUGUAUGGAUGCAACCUUUUCAUGUGGAAGAACACAAGGAUCAACUACAACUUCAUAUUUGAAUUCGCGCCUAGUACCGCGCUUAAGUACCGGGACGCCUUCCUGAUAUGCACAACCUUCAUGACUUUAGUUGUUGGGGCAAUGGUGGUCCACCUGAUCUUGAGGGCCAGUGGCUUUUCCCCAAGCCAAGUUGACACCAUUCCUGGGAUUCUUCUUUUGGUUUUUAUCGCCCUGCUCAUUUGUCCAUUUGACAUCUUCUAUCGCCCAACUCGAUAUUGCUUCAUCCGCAUAAUUCGGAACAUAAUUUUUUCUCCAUUUUACAAGGUUUUGAUGGUGGACUUUUUCAUGGCUGACCAGCUUACUAGUCAGAUUCCUCUGCUAAGACACAUGGAAACAACAGCCUGCUACUUCCUUGCUGGAAGUUUAAAAAAACAUCAAUUUGAAACCUGCAAAUCAGGGAGGUUGUUCAAUGAGCUUGUUUAUGUCAUAUCAUUUUUGCCAUACUAUUGGCGUGCUAUGCAGUGUGCAAGACGAUGGUUUGACGAAUCUGAUCCGAACCAUUUGGCUAAUAUGGGGAAGUAUGUAUCGGCCAUGGUGGCAGCCGGUGCAAGGAUAACAUACUCGAGCCGGGGUCACCAUAACCACUUAUGGUUUUCAAUAGUCUUGGUCACUUCUGUGGUGGCUACAGUCUAUCAGCUGUACUGGGAUUUUGUCAAGGACUGGGGUCUUCUCAAUCCAAAGUCUAAAAACCCCUGGCUUAGAGAUGAUUUAAUUCUCAAGAAUAAUAGCAUCUACUAUAUGUCCAUGGCCUUGAAUGUUGUUCUAAGAGUGGCUUGGGUGGAAACGGUGAUGAACUUCCGUCAUGUUGGCGCCGUUGAAUCGCGGUUGCUAGAUUUUCUCUUAGCUUCGUUGGAGGUCAUCCGCCGCGGCCAUUGGAAUUUUUACCGGAUAGAGAAUGAACAUCUGAACAAUGUGGGCAAGUACAGAGCUGUGAAGACUGUUCCUUUACCAUUCAGAGAGACAGAUUCUGAUGGCUGAGAUUGAUUUCCUGCAUUGUAUGCGUAAAAUAUCCCGAAAAAGCCGGUUUAAGGGCGGACCGAAACCAGAGGGGGAUUCCACAUUUUCUGGUAAUAUUUGAGUGUGAUCCCGCCACUGCUUCAUGUUAUCUCAGAAUAUUUAUGUCUAAGGCGCCAAGUGUUAAUGAUCAAGAAAGUGCCUGCUCAAUAACACCCUCCCUUUUGUACAUCUUGGCAUUCUUAACAAUGG